Miscanthus lutarioriparius is the source of this 402-nucleotide messenger RNA. The record is from the annotation of a GenBank genome assembly. Lineage: Eukaryota; Viridiplantae; Streptophyta; Magnoliopsida; Poales; Poaceae.
AUGGCGCCCACACGCGGUCGACUGAAGGGUAUCUAUCCGGAGAGGAAGAAAGGCAGCAAGUCGACGUCCAAACAGAAAUCGAAGAAAGGCAAAUCGCAGCAGCAACAGUGCCAAGGCGACGCAGAUUCCGGCGGCGGGUGCACCGCCGAGGAGGAGGAGCUCCGGCAGUUCGACAUGGACAUGUGCUACGGCCCGUGCAUUGGCGUCACGCGGCUCCGGCGGUGGGAGCGCGCCGCCGCGAUGGGCCUGCGCCCGCCGCCGCACCUCCGUGACCUCAUCCUCCGGCAGCAGCAUCACGGCGGCGGCGCCUCGUCUCCACCACCCAAGAGCAAGAGCGACGGCCGCAAUAAUGGCGGCGACGUCGUCUCCCAGCUCGAGUGCCUAUGGGCAGGCAAGGUGUAG